GUCUCGUUUCUCCGCAAGUACGUCACGGUGGACAUGCUAAAGUCGCAGCUGGAUGAGCUUGCAGGGUCAGAUCCUGUGAUCAGUUCCAGGAUCGAAGAUCAGUUCUCCCUGCUCUUUCCCACGGAAGCCUCUGCAGCACGACCAAUUCCUGCAGAUGCCUUUCAGGGGACAGCACGGCGAUGUCGAGUGCACAGGCCUGGCUUGACUCAAACCCUACUGAUCCCUCCAGCAAGGACACAAGGGAUACUCCAGAUUCGAUUGUCGUUGCUCCAAGCUUCCGAUCUGACCUGA
Messenger RNA from Symbiodinium necroappetens, 291 nucleotides. The record is from the annotation of a GenBank genome assembly. NCBI's taxonomy places the organism in Eukaryota, Dinophyceae, Suessiales, Symbiodiniaceae.